Girardinichthys multiradiatus is the source of this 7182-nucleotide messenger RNA. Its product is annotated as protein O-GlcNAcase. Gene Ontology annotation, molecular function: beta-N-acetylglucosaminidase activity. The transcript is spliced from 18 exons. The coding region runs from base 115 to 2568 and encodes 817 amino acids. Lineage: Eukaryota; Metazoa; Chordata; Actinopteri; Cyprinodontiformes; Goodeidae. The record is from RefSeq and is a predicted model, not a curated record. Gene Ontology annotation, biological process: glycoprotein metabolic process.
AAGCUGGCGCGUCCCGUUAGCACCUGAACGCAGCGCGGGAGCAUCCGGCGGUGUAGUGAGGAGGAGGAGGAGCAGGAUGAGAGGAAGGAGAGAGACAGAAAGAAGAGGAAGCAUAUGAACGAGGUCGACAGGAAGCGGAGGGAGGCAGCGAUGGAGGAGAAGAAACAGUUCCUUUGUGGGGUGGUGGAAGGUUUCUAUGGUCGUCCUUGGUCUAUGGAUCAGAGAAAAGUUCUCUUUCAAUGGAUGCAGCUGUGGGGAUUGAACACCUACCUGUAUGGUCCCAAAGAUGACCUGAAACACAGACUGCUGUGGAGGGAAGUCUAUUCUCCCGAAGAGGAAGCUCAGUUGCGCACUCUUAUAGUGGAAGCCCAGUCCAGAGGUCUAAGAUUUGUUUAUGCAGUCUCCCCUGGUCAGGACAUUGUCUUUUCUUCUUCCUGUGACUUGACGCUGCUCAAACGCAAACUGAAACAGGUAUCAGACCUGGGGUGCCAGGCGUUUGCCAUUCUCUUUGACGACAUCGAUCACUCCAUGUGCCAGGCCGACACUGAGGCCUUCACUUCAUUUGCCCGUGCUCAGGUCACAGUAACUAAUGAGAUUUAUUGCUUCUUGGGGGAGCCACCUGUCUUCCUUUUUUGCCCUACAGAGUACUGCGGUUCUCUGUGCUCCCCAAGUGUGUCUAAAUCUCCCUACCUGCAAACAGUUGGAGAGGACCUAUUGCCUAACAUAACAGUGAUAUGGACAGGUAGCAAAGUCAUCUCCAGGCAACUGUCGUUAGACUGCCUUGCUGAGUUGGAGUCUGUCCUCCAGCGGCCCCCGCUGAUAUGGGACAACCUGCACGCUAACGACUACGAUACCCGACGUCUCUUCCUGGGGCCUUUCAAGGGCCGUGACCCUCAGCUAAGAAGCCACUUGAGGGGUCUGCUGCUCAAUCCCAACUGCGAAUUCGAAGCCAAUUACAUCCCACUGCAUACUCUGGCAAGCUGGUACAGAGCUGAAAAAGAUGACAUAAAAGACGAGGAGCACGAGUACUGUCCUGAGAGAGCUUUAACUGCUGCACUCCAUGACUGGAUGGAAGAACUUAACCAACCUCUGCAAGCAGGUCGGCAGAGCACAAGAGCAGACCAUCGUGCCUCUGUCUCAUCUUCGCGUUCCAAAACUCCUGACAGGUCCGACUGUCCUUCCACCUUCAGAGCCACCCAUGCUGUGGCCAAACUCCCAGUCUUCCCUCUGAAUUCCAGCUCUCCACCCUCAUCCCCACCUAUGGGCAAAGCAGAGAGGGAGGGACAAGAAGCGGAAAAAAAGAGGUCACACCAACCAAGUCAGCAAGUUUCAGGAUCGAGGUCAGGAGCACCUGUAGGUGGGGGCCGGGUACAGCGGGCACAGGGUCGUGGGCUCUGUGGUGGGAAGGGCUUACUAAGUGAGGCCCAGGUGCGGCUGCUCGUUGGUCUUCAUUACCUCCCCCAUGAGCAUGGUCCUUCGGCCCAGAAACUGCUGCAAGAUCUAACUUGGCUAAAAUCAAACUGCCACCUGGUUGGGGCAAACAGCAAGAAGGCACAGCUUCAGAAGGUUGACGAGUGGCGUGGGCGGGCAUCCAGUUUCCUAUCUUUGUGCGAAGACAUAGCUCAGCUCCACUGCAGCGUAGUGGGAGGAGCUAACAGGGCUGUGCUCUAUGACCUUUACCCUUAUGUGUGGGACCUGAGGAACACAGCUCUGGUGGCAAAAGCCUUCAUAUGCUGGCUGGAUGGGCGAGUGCUGAGUGAAAGCUCAAGUCUCGCCACCUGGAGGAACUGCUUUCACUGGUGUGGGAAGACCACAGGAGCAGACCUGCUGGGAGUGGACCCAGAGCCAUGGGUCUUCAAAGGGGGAGUGUCUGGGGAGGUGCAGAUGCUCCUCCCAAUAGGCAGCAGCAAUGAACUUUUCACUCAUCCCCCUCCUCUCUUUCCUACCUCUCGUCUCUACAACAUUAGGCCCUACCACAGUAAAGACAAGGUGGAGCUGUAUCGGAUGGUCCGCCAGCUUCACCUGAGAACUCAGGGCGGCCAGGAGUCCACUAUGGCUCAUCCAGAUGUCAUUGGAGACAGAUGUCUUGGCCCAUGUCUGGCACUGAGCCCUGAGUACUGUUUCAUCCUGGAAGAUGAGCUAGGCAUUUGCGGCUGUGUGCUGGGCAUCGUAGAUGUCCGCUCCUUUGCCAAGCGAUGCCAGGCCAGCUGGAUUCCUGCCAUGAGAGAUAAAUACCCACCCAAAGGGAACAGCUCACACUUAAACACACAGAACUUGGUCCAAUUGAUGGAGGAAGACCAGGGUGAGUACCCAGAUUCGCUCCUCUAUCACUUCCCCUCUCAGCUGCGACUGGAUGCCCUUCCUGAGCUGGUGGACGUCAGCGUCAGCCGAACCCUGCUCACCGCCCUACUCACUGCGCUCAAGGCCAACGGUUCUCAGGGUGUCUUCUGUGAGGUGCAGCCCACGGACCAUCAGAGGCUGGAGUUCUUAACCAAACUGGGCUUCCUGGAGAUCCUCAGAGGAGAAGCCAGGAGCAGAGAGGGGGUAGUGCUCGGAAGGCUGCUCUGAAAACAACCGCAUACAAACACUCGCACAAGCCAUCACCUGAUCACAAUUUAAAAUUCCACUUAAAGUGCAUGGUUAGGUAUAAUGCUUCAGUUAUUUUCCUUAGUGAGUCAAAAUGCUUGUUUUUAACAAAAUGUGCCAUAAAUGCCACCUUGUUCAAUCGGCUUAAAGUGUCACUUCUCUAAAUGUAUCAGCAUUUUGAAUGUACUAUCGUUUUUUUACAAAGCUUUUGUUGUAUUUGUUCUCUUACUUUGACUAGGAAUUGUUUCAUGUCUGCAGCCCCAUUCAGAAGUAUUUAGUAAAUUGUCAACAUUUUAUUUUAAGUCGUGUGGCCUAAGAUCUUCCAACACAGUUAAGAUGUUCCAUAAAAAACACACCAAAGGAGGACAACAUUAUGGACUUUAUUUACCUUAAAAAGGGUUAUCAACUGUAAGAUUUUAUUGAAAAAAAAGGCUUAUUAAAAAGCCCUUCUUCAGCCUUAUCAGAUCUCUGGGUAACUGCAGAAAUUCUGACUUAUAGUAAACUAAGUGAUAGUAACUAGAGCCCGUCUAUCAACUAAUUGUAGUCUCAAAAUGUUAAACGUAAAGCAUGAAAGGGGGUAAUUUACAUGCCAUAUGGUUGCCCUCAUAUUAAUGUAAUGCACUGCAUGAUGAGAAGGGGCUACAGCAUUAUAUACAUUAUUAAAAACAACAGACAGACCCUCUUAGAGCUUAAACACUAACACAAAAGACUGUUUAAGACACGGUGUGAACACUAUUACAGAAAUCCCCAAAGCUUUGAUAAGAAACUUAAUAAAAUGGAUUAAACAUGUUCUGAUUCCUUUAAAUCAAUAACAGGCAUGAACCAUAAUACAUUUAUAAACUAUAAAAUUUAAAUUAGGUUUUAAAUCUAAAGCACUGCUGUGCUGAUACUUUUAAAACUCCUCAACUGGUUUAGCACAUCAAAGGUUUUUUCAAACUUAGCAACAAGUAUUUCAAAUGGGGCCACAACUCAACAUCUAAGGAAUUGUAUUAAAUGUACAUUUUAUGACAUGAAUACUAAAUGUAUUCUUUGCAUUGCAGGCCCAAACAAAUAUUUCAAAAGGGUCAGGUGUAUUUCUCAACUCUGUGGAGAUUUAGCAACCUUUCUGGUCUGAUUGUUCAUGACUGCUUUCCUUGCUUUUAUUUGAAAAGAAAGUAAGCACAGCAUUUUAGAAAACAAAAUGAGAAAACUGUUUGUGGAAAACAUUCUUAGCAACAAACUGCAGAAACACAAUGUUAGUAACCAGUUGACUUCACAGAGCAAAAUUGUGGAAAAUCAGGAAGUAAGCAACUCUUACUUUUGAAGUGAUGUCUUUGGAUUAGCAUAUUUCUCAUGUGUUUUUGAAGGGUUAGUUUAGGACAUUUGAAGCAAGCAAACAACCUCUUGGCAUCUUCAUUUAGCUAAAAUCCAGAUUAGUUGACGCCAGAGGCUGAAAAGUUAAUAAGUUAGUCUAGGACGGCCCAAGACUAAAGCCAAGUUCCACCAUCUAAAAACAAGUCAAACAAUCAAAAACUGCCAUUGUGCUUUAUGAAAAGUCAAUUGCAUGAACUUUUAAACAGUUUUCACAUUUGCAUUGGGCAAUUAUUUACACAGAACCCAAUAAUUAUUCACACAGGCAAUAGAGGUCUGAGGAGAUGUGCCACCGAUGAUCUUUCAUCUGCUUAAAUGCAAACAUGAAUCCUGUUUAAAGGUUUAUAAAAAUGGCCUUUUGCAUUGACCACUCUGACAAUUUUGAGAUCGAGUUACUUUAGGACACUAGAAGUCUGUUUUUUUUCCUGACCCCUUAUUUGUAAAUAAAUGAUGGUUAUAGGCACAUAUAAGUUUCCCUCCAUUAUGGAUACAUAUAGUUAAAGUUACAAUUUCUAACCCUAACCGCUUCAGUCUUGACCUUGGUCUGGAUCUCCUGAAAGCAAGAUAUUAACCUUUGGAUAUCCUUUUAACAAAAACUCACUUCAAAAUGCUCAAAAUAUCCCUUAGGUAAAACAUUGCAAAUGUAUAUUAAGCUAUUUUCUACUAUCUCUAAAGCUAGCACGACCUGUUUACUGGUGUGAUAAGUGACCUGACUAUCAUUAGCAUUUGAAGCUAUUAACAAAAUGCAUAUAAUUUCAAACAAUGCAGGAACAUGUUCACGUAUAGAUGUGUGUAUACAUCUGAGUUUAGAACUUGUAAAUUGAGAGAACUGCAAAUACAGAAAUAUUUUAUUAGUGCAGCUAAUGCUGGAGAAGCAGCCAUGUCACAUUUUCAUGUCUAUUCUGGUAAUAACUACUUUGACCAGGCUUUUCAGCUGCUAUUACUGAGAACUUGAAAAUUUCAACUUUCAAGUUCAAAUGGAACAUACUGUUCAGGCUCCUGUUUACAGUUGAUAUUACUUUCUGCAAAUGGUAACUAGAUAAAAACCCUUGGGGUUUUAUUAAGACUGUUAACCAGGUAGUUCAGUGGAGCUUUUUGUACCAGCGCAUCUAGUAAAUUACAUUUAAGCUGUAAAUUCAUAAACAUGGCAUGGUAGGCAAGUUUUAAAACAGUUGUACAGGAAUAAAUUAUGUGCUUUCCUGGUUUAUGGCCAUGCUCAGAUAGUUGUAGCAGCAUCCACUCGGAUCAUGUCAAACAAUCCCUAAAGGCUGGAUAAAAAAAUUAUCUGGUUCAUUUUUUUUGCUUUGUAAAUGAAGGAUAAUUUCCUUAAUUUGUUCCACAUUUUUGUUAGAUUGGUAGCUGUUUUUUUUAUUUUUUAUUACUGUUCCUGUUGGUUAAAUCAUCUGACAACCUCAAACGCCAGGGGCGUCACUGUUUACUAUUUUUCUAGAUCAGAUUAAUGUUUACAUGCAUGAGAAACAUUGUGUUGCUUUUACCAAUUACGAUUACAUGCAUACUAACACAAAGACAUGCAAGGAGAAUUGCAAUGGCCGGCGCUUACCUGCAUUAACAUACAUGAAGAUUUUCUACUGGACAUUAAUCCCCAUACAGUUGUAAAAACAUAAGGAGAUAGGAGGAACAAUUUAAAUGUGUGCAUGCUAGAAGUCAUUAGAAAAACAGAAAAUAAAAAAAGAUAGAAACAUAUGUAUAAAUGCACUCAAUGUAACAAAGUUUACACUUAGUUCGUUUUUUUUUUUUGCAGAUACCUCUCCCUAAAUAUACAUCACUUACAGAGCUGCCUCAUACUUAAAGCAUUGCUACUGAGUGAUAGGUGUGACAUUCAUUUGAGGCGGAUGCAUGAGUGGGCAUGCGAUAAAUGAACAAAUUGCUACAGCAGUGUCACCCUGCCUUCAUUCCAGGCAUAAACUCACCGUUCACACUCUGACACACACAGACACUAACUCAACCAUGCAAAAAGAAGCACAAAAGCACCCACAGUCAAACCUUCAACUGAUAGUUUAUAGAACAAUGAAUGUUCUUUUUUUAUUUAGAUGUGAACAUACACAACAAUUUGUGCAAGGAUUUAUAUUUAAAUGUUUUAUUUACAAUUAUGUUCAAUCAGUAGACAGGCACUUUUGUACAAUUCUUGUUAAAAGUCUCUUGUGAGGUGCUUUCUAAUAAUAAAUAAAAAACAAGGUGGUAAUUGCAUAGACUGAGAGAAAAAAGCACCAAAAUCGAAAUGCAUGUUGUAAAGCAAAAAUAAAAGAUGGAUGUGUCUGUUGCAAGGUUUUUACGGCACCUGUAAGGGGGUUGGGGUUAUUUGUUUCCUUUACUGUGAUAAUUAUUUAAAUAUGUGUGUGUGUAAAGUUAGGAAAGUGUGUUUUAAAAAACACAAAAGUCAACAGAUAUGAAACAUUUUUACAGUCAACAUAAAGCACUGUGAAAAGAAGCCAGAAUUAACCACAAGUUGUUGAUUUCAGACAAUUGUAACAACCAUGUCUGUAUGAGCAUUUAAAAUGAUUGCCUUUGAACACCAGAAGCAUUGUCCGUUUCAUGAAAUCAUUACAAGUUUCAAGCUGGUAUAAACUGCCUGCAUAGAGUUACAUUGAAUGUGAGAUUUUUGUUUGCAAUAAUUUUCAGUGGAGUGCAUUGUAGCACAUCUAUGCAGGGUAAAAAACUAAAAAGUUGCAAGAAUAAUACUGCUCUUUAAAUCUUUUAUUUUAAAACAAUGAUUAUGAGCAAACGUGUUUUCAUGUUUAUUAAAUGAAAUUUUCUUUCUGAUUGGAAAUGCCUCUUCUUUAGUUGAAGACGAGAGACUGGGAGUGAAAAUGUUACACAAACAAAUUCUACAAAGGAUUGCAUUUGAAUACCUGGGCUUUGGGUUUUCUUCUACACAUUACCAUUGACUGCUGAAAAUACACUGUACUGUUCAAUUAAAUUGUAUUAAUUAUUUUUAGUUCAAUUGUUCUUCAUCCAUUUUGAAUUUCUUUUGGACUUUUGAAAUUUUCCAUCCGUGUUCACGCCGUUACCUGACAGUUUUUAUAGAAAUAUUUUUAUUUUGGUUUUGAAGCAAUGCUAGUCUAAUCUGACUCAAUAAGCAACAUAAAGACUAAAAAGAGAUAGACCUGUGUUGUGUCUAAUCAAACUAAUCUUAAAUUGUAUCCUAAGGUCCCUGUCCUAGCAUUUCCUGUUUCAUGUAAAUGGUAAGUAAAGACAUGCUUCUUUAAAUAAAUAACACCCAGGCAA